This is a messenger RNA of Triplophysa rosa, 5331 nucleotides long. RefSeq names its product polybromo 1 (gene pbrm1). The record is from RefSeq and is a predicted model, not a curated record. Gene Ontology annotation, cellular component: RSC-type complex. Gene Ontology annotation, molecular function: chromatin binding; protein binding. Bases 119 to 4864 code for a protein of 1581 amino acids. The transcript has 29 exons. Lineage: Eukaryota; Metazoa; Chordata; Actinopteri; Cypriniformes; Nemacheilidae. Gene Ontology annotation, biological process: chromatin remodeling.
GCUGCAAAGGGUUAAUUUUUUCCCUCUCGCAUUCUUAAUAAAUCAGACAGUCAGCCUCAGUGUUGAAUGCGUCUCGGUCCUCAGACAGCUCUCAGAUCAGACUCUGACGGCCUUUGAGAUGGGCUCGAAGAGACGGAGAGCCACUUCUCCGUCCAGCAGUGUGAGCGGAGGAGAUUUUGAGGACAGUCAGACCCCGUCCAUACCUUCAACCAGCCGAAAGAGGAGAAGAAUCACAAACAUUCCCACUGUUGACCCUAUUGCUGUGUGUCAUGAGCUGUACAACACUAUCAGAGACUACAAGGAUGAUCAGGGUAGAAUGCUGUGUGAACUUUUCAUACGAGCACCAAAAAGAAGGAAUCAGCCGGAUUAUUAUGAUGUGGUGUCUCAACCUAUUGACAUGAUGAAGAUCCAGCAGAAGCUGAAGAUGGAGGAGUAUGAUGAUGUUGAACAUCUCACAGCCGACUUUCAGCUCCUUUUCAACAAUGCCAAGACGUAUUACAAACCAGAGACUCCGGAGUUCAAGGCGGCGUGUAAACUUUGGGAUCUGUACAUCCGUACCAAAAAUGAGUUUGUGCAGCGAGGGGACUAUGAUGAAGAUGAAGAUGAUGGUGAUGAUGCACAAGAAAACCCUGCAGGGUCCACCGAGGAGGAGUCUGUCUCAAGCCUUAAGGAAGUUCUCACGCAGCUCCUGGAUGCUGUGCUGACAUACACAGAACAUGGACGGGUCAUCAGUGAGCUGUUCCAGAGACUUCCCUCUAAAGUGCAAUAUCCAGAUUAUUAUGCUAUUAUUAAGGAACCAAUAGACCUGAAGACCAUUGCACAGAGAAUACAGAUGGGAUACUACAAAAGUGUAAACCAUAUGGCAAAACACAUUGACCUGUUAGCCAAAAAUGCCAAAUGCUACAAUGAACCCGGAUCCCAAGUAUUUAAAGAUGCAAACACUAUCAAAAAGGUCUUUGCACAGAGAAAGAUGGAACUUGAACAUGCUGAACCGGUUAAAACCAGCAUCAGAAUCAGGAAUAGGAGGUUUGCACAAGGAGAUCGUCUCUCUUCUAUCACUACAGCUCUACAGUAUGGUUCAGAGAGUGAAGAAGACGCCAUACUAACUGGCUCGGUUCAUUACGAUGAGGGCGAGUCUGAAGCGGAGAGCAUCCACUCCAGCAUGGACGUGAGCAAUCCCAUCUUCCAGCUGUAUGAGGCAGUACGGGGCAGCAGGAACAGUCAAGGGCAACUCUUAGCCGAACCCUUUUUUCAGCUUCCCUCCAGGAAAGACUACCCCAACUACUUUCAGCAAAUCACCCAUCCGAUCUCACUCCAACAGAUAAGGAGUAAGAUGAGGAAUAAUGAGUAUGAAAGUGUGGAACAGAUGGAAGCAGAUCUCAACCUGAUGUUUGAGAACGCGAAGCGCUACAACGUCCCCAACUCUCAGCUCUACAAGCGUGUGCUAAAGCUGCAGCAAAUAUUGCAGACGAAGAGAAGAGAACUGAUGAGGAGAUAUGAUGAAGAUGGGGACAGCAUGCUCUCAUCCACUCUUUCUGAUGGGGGAACAACCAAACGCAAAAGCUAUAAGAAGAACACAAAGAAGAACCGAAUGAAGGCUCUAUAUGCUACCGUGGCGGAGGCUCGAGAGAUGGGGACAGGGCGAAGGCUCUGCGAUCUCUUCAUGGUCAAGCCCUCAAAGAAAGACUACCCAGAUUACUACAAGAUCAUACUAGAGCCAGUGGACCUGAGGACCAUAGACCACAACAUCCGCUCUGACCGGUACCCUAGCGAGGACUCCAUGAUGGAGAACAUGAAGCUGAUGUUCCGUAACGCACGGCACUAUAAUGAAGAGGGAUCACAGGUUUACAAUGACGCCAACAUUCUGGAGAAGAUUUUGAGAGAAAAGCGCAGGGAACUCGGACCCCCACCCGAUGAUGAUGACAUCAUUUCACCCAAGAUGAAAAUUAGGAAGAGCGGCAUCUCUCCUAAAAAGUCCAAGUACCUGACGCCUUUGCAGCAGAAACUCAACGAACUCUACGAAUCUGUCAAGAACUACACCGACAAGCGUGGACGUCGCCUCAGCGCCAUCUUCCUCCGUCUCCCAUCCCGUGCCGAGCUUCCCGACUACUACGUGGCCAUCAAGAAACCCAUAGACAUGGAGAAGAUCAAGGGUCACAUGUUGGCCAACAAGUAUCAGGAUGUUGACGCACUCGUGGAAGAUUUAGUUUUGAUGUUCAACAACGCUUGUACUUACAACGAGCCUGAAUCUCUCAUCUAUAAAGACGCAUUGGUGCUUCACAAAGUGCUUUUGGAGACCAGGAGAGACCUGGAUGGCGGUGAAGACGCCCAUGUUCCGGAUGUAGCGAGACUUAUUCAGGAACUGGUACGCAAUCUUUUCGUGUCUGUGCUCGGUCACCAGGACGAUGAGGGGCGUUGCUAUAGCGACUCGUUGGCGGAGAUUCCCGCCGCCGAUCCCAAUAAUCCAGAGAAGCUGCCGUUGAACUUUGAGAUCAUCAGAGCAAACGUGGAUAAAGGACGUUAUAGGCGACUAGAUGUGUUCCAGGAUCACAUGUUUGAAGUCUUGGAGAAAGCCAGACGUCUGCAUAGGACGGAUUCAGAGAUCUUUGAGGAUUCUGUGGAGCUCCAGCAGUUCUUCAUCCGGAUCAGAGAUGAGCUGUGCAAGAACGGAGAGAUUCUCCUGUCGCCCGCCCUCAGCUACACCACUAAACACCUGCACAGUGAUGUGGAGAAGGAGAAGAAAGAGAAGCUGCCCAAAGAGUAUGAAGAGGAUAAACUCAAGAGAGAGGAGGAGAAGAAAGAGGCUGAGAAAAGCGAGGAUUCAGCUGGUGGUGGAUGGCAGGGAGUCCUUCAGCGUAACUUCAGUCAGGACUGCAGCUUUAAAGAUAACAUGUACCAUGUGGGAGAUUAUGUGUAUGUGGAGCCCACAGAACCUAACCUGCAGCCACACAUCGUCUGCAUAGAGCGCCUCUGGCAGGAUGAUGCAGGAGAGAAGUGGCUUUAUGGCUGCUGGUUCUACAGACCCAAUGAAACAUUUCACCUGGCCACACGCAAAUUUCUGGAAAAGGAAGUUUUCAAAAGCGACUACUACAACAAAAUUCCUGUCAGUAAAAUUUUGGGCAAAUGUGUCGUCAUGUUUGUAAAGGAGUAUUUCAAACUUCAGCCAGACAACUUCAGACCCGAAGACAUUUUUGUUUGCGAGUCUCGCUACUCUGCAAAGACCAAGUCUUUCAAAAAGAUCAAGAUGUGGACGAUGCCCCUGAGCUCUGUCAAGUUUGUUCCCCGUGAAGUGCCGUUACCUGUGGUCCGCGUGGCCUCGAUGUUCGCCCCCAAACUGGACAGCGAGAAGCCUCCCGAGGUGCCGGAAGAUGGCAAAGCUGCACUUUCUGUUAUAGAUAAAGAGAGGGAGGAUGUUACCAUGGAGAUCAGUAAUGGAGAACCAGCUUGUCAGUAUUAUGAGCAGCUCUGCUACAAUGACACGUGGUUAAAAGUGGGAGAUUGCGUCUACAUCCGAUCUCAUGUGCUCGUGCGCAACCGUGUGGGCAGAAUUGAAAAGAUGUGGGUGCGAGAUGGAGCUGCCUAUUUUUUCGGGCCCAUCUUUAUUCACCCGGAGGAGACCGAGCAUGAACCCACCAAGAUGUUCUAUAAGAAAGAAGUUUUCCUCAGCAACCUGGAGGAAUCCUGCCCUAUGACUUGUAUAGGAGGGAAGUGCACAGUGUCUUCUUUUAAAGACUUUCUGUCAUGCCGGCCGACUGAAAUGCCGGAGGAGGACGUGCUGCUGUGCGAGAGCCGCUACAUCGAGAGCGAGAAGCAGAUGAAGAAGUUCAAAGGGCUGAAGCGUUUCUCUCUGUCUGCCAAAGUCGUUGAAGAUGAAAUCUUCUACUUCAGAAAGCUCAUAGUUCCUCAGAAGGAGCCUUCUCCACUGUUGGAUAAGAAGAUCGAGGAGUUGGAGGCCAAGUUUGCUGAUAUGACGGAUGAAGAGCUGGAGGACCUGGGUGAUGAUGAUGGAGACGGCUCUGACGGUCACAUGCCUCAGCUUCAGACUUCACUGAGCGGCGACAUGGACAUGCUGCAUUAUGCCCCACCGCAGUCCACGCCGAAGUCAAUAAAGGGGCUGUCGAAGAAGGAAGGGGCAAAGAGGAAGAUCAACAUGAGCGGCUACAUCCUCUUCAGCAGCGAGAUGAGAGCCGUCAUCAAGGCCCAGCACCCUGACUUCUCUUUCGGCGAGCUCAGUCGACUGGUGGGCACAGAGUGGAGAAGCCUGGAGGCCACGAAGAAAGCCGAGUAUGAAGAGCGGGCAGCUAAAGUAGCAGAGCAGCAGGAACGAGAACGGGCACAUCAGCAGAACCCGAGAGCAGGUACCCCAGUAGGGGCGCUCAUGGGGGUGGUGCCUCCCCCGACCGCUAUGGGGAUGCUUAGCCACAGCAUGACGCCUAUGGCAGGUAUGAAUGGAAUGACUCCGGGUUCUGCAGGAAACACUUACGGGAAUCAGAUGGGCGUGAUGAACUCGGGCCAGCAGGCUCCUCCACCAUACCCGGGUCAGGUUGGGCUGCCAGCUUUCCAGCAACCCUCCACCCCCAUAUUUGUAGCUCCUCCUCCCAAACCACAGCGUCUCCUACAUUCAGAGGCAUAUCUGAAGUAUAUCGAAGGUCUGAGUGCCGACUCCACUACUGUGAGCAAAUGGGACCAAACACUAUCUGUUCGCAGGAAAGAUGUGCGUCUCACAAAAGAGCAGGAGAGCCGUCUCCCCUCUCAUUGGCUGAAGAGUAAAGGAGCCCACAAGACUAUGGCCGACGCUCUGUGGCGACUGCGGGACCUGAUGCUUCGCGACACUAUAAACAUUCAACAGACAUACAACAUCUAGAACAUUUGAAACAUUCCCUCUCAUUCUCACUGCUGAAAAUGAGUCGUUCUUACAAGUUUAAUGUUGUGAUGAAAUAGCGUUGCGUUUAGAGUUUUGUAAUGCUAUAGUCCGUUGGCUUUGUUAGUGUUUAUGCCAUUUCAUUAUUCUUGACAGCACUUUGAAUUGUCUGACUUUGUAUGCUGGCUAUUAAAUGUUCUUAGAUGGAUUUAAACGUUUUCAUAAAAUUAUAAACUUUUAAAAUGUUGACCUUGUUUGUGCAUUGUUAUAUGUGACAAGUAGAUUUGUUCUGAAAGAAUGUAGUAAUGGCCGUUUUUGGGUCUCGUCUUGGUUGGUGAGAUUGUAUCUGGAUAAAAACAAGCCUAUUUUCCAUAUUGUUCAAGUUGUACUAGUUAAACGUCGUUUUGGAAUGGACACCGUCUGCCCAAUGUUUCAAUAAACUAAACAAUUAGUAACAUGGUUUUUGUAUG